Molecule: messenger RNA, 1089 nt
Organism: Penicillium roqueforti
Lineage: Eukaryota; Fungi; Ascomycota; Eurotiomycetes; Eurotiales; Aspergillaceae
Product: Ldh family oxidoreductase
Exons: 1
Coding region: 1-1089 (362 amino acids)
Molecular function (GO): oxidoreductase activity
Source: RefSeq, a predicted model, not a curated record
AUGUCCGACCAACCCAACGAACCCCACCAAACCCACAACAUCAACCCCCCAGCCCUCCAAACCUUCAUCAAACAAAUCCUCAUCGCAAACAACACCCCCCCACCGCACGCCGAAAUAAUCUCCAAAUGCCUCCUAUCCGCCGACCUCCGCGGCGUAGACACACACGGCAGCAACCGCAUCCCAUCCUACAUAGAACGAAUCCGGCAGAAAGCCCUAGACCCAACCGCAACACCCACAAUCCAGCAAAUAACACCAGCAGCAGCGCAAGUAGACGCGCACAACGGCUUCGGCUUCGUCGCCGCGCACGAAGGAAUGAAACUCGCCAUCUCAAUGGCGCAGACCUUCGGCAUCGGAAUGGUCUCCGUCAAGCACUCGAACCACUUCGGCAUGUCUGCGUGGCUGGUGCAGCAAGCGCUGGACGCGGACAUGAUGUCGCUCGUGUUUACGAAUAGCUCGCCCGCGCUGCCGGUGUGGGGUGGGCGGGAGAAGCUGAUGGGUGUGUCGCCGAUUGCGUGUGGGGCGCCGGCGGGGCAGGGCAACAGACCGUUUAUACUAGAUAUGGCGCCUUCGGUUGCGGCGCGGGGGAAGGUUUAUAAGGCGUUGCGGCGGGGGGAGAGGAUUCCGACGGAUUGGGCGCUGGAUAAGGAUGGGGCUAGGACGGAUGAUCCGGCGGAGGCUUUGGGGGGUGUUAUGUUGCCGAUGGGGGGGCCGAAGGGGUCGGCGCUGGCGGUUAUGAUGGAUGUUUUCUCCGGGGUGCUUUCUGGGUCGGCUUUUGCGGGUCAUGUUACUAACCCGUAUGACCCGUCGAGGCCGGCUGAUGUGGGGCAUUUUUUGGUGGCUGUUAAGCCGGAUUUGUUUAUGACUAUUGAGGAGUUUAAGGGGAGGAUGGAUUAUCUUUAUCGGCGGGUUGUUGGGUCGGAGAGGAUGGAUGGUGUGGAUCGGAUUUACUUCCCUGGGGAGAUUGAGAUGAUUACUGAGGAGAAACGGUUGGCGGAGGGUAUUCCUUUUACUACGGCUGAGAUUGAGAGCUUGAAUAGGGAGGCUGAUCUGGUGAAGGUUGAGCGGUUGAAAGUACCUACCCUGGAAUAG